Closterium sp. Naga37s-1 is the source of this 438-nucleotide messenger RNA. The record is from the annotation of a GenBank genome assembly. Lineage: Eukaryota; Viridiplantae; Streptophyta; Zygnematophyceae; Desmidiales; Closteriaceae.
AUGAAACCCCUCUUACUAACCUCCGAAUCCCCACACCCAUUCAACCACCCCCCUUUAACCUCACCCCCCAUUUCAGCCGCCCCCUGGGACCGCACCCCCUGCCCCCCUUCCUUCCUCCAGGUCCUUCCCCACCCACAAAGCGGGAGUGAGCGAGAGGAAGAGGAGGCGGCAGUUCUGCUCCUUCUCACGACGGUUAACCCCCAAACCCCCCUUCCACACCACCUCCCCCCGCACAGCCAUAGUCGCGGAAGGGAAGGCGACUGGGGAGGGGGGGAGGAUAGAGGGAUGGGCGGCAGGGCUGGCGGUUGGCGCUGGCGGCUGGCGCUGGCGGUGUCUCUGCUGGCGGUGUCGCUGCUGGCGGUGGCGCUGCUGGCGGUGUCGCUGCUGGCGGUGGCGCUGCUGGCGGGGUCUCUGCUGGCGGUGUCACUGGCGUUGUAG